This is a messenger RNA of Cylicocyclus nassatus, 360 nucleotides long. The record is from the annotation of a GenBank genome assembly. Lineage: Eukaryota; Metazoa; Nematoda; Chromadorea; Rhabditida; Strongylidae.
AUGAUGUUCGCUGCGUCUCCUCUUAAGUGCGUCUUCAGGUACAUGAACUUGACAGCUACCGGAAACGCGUCGAUAUCGCCAGAAAAGAAUGGUAUCUCGAAUGAGGGCAAGCUAUACGAGGUAGACGAAGAUGGAACGCUCGUCGCUGCAAGUGGGGGAUUCGAAAAUGGAUUUGGCGAAGGGGUUUGGAGUCCAAAAGGACGCAUGCUCGUCGGAGCAGGAGGACGGGUCGACUGGGGAUUGCCAAAUCCAGGAGGGACUCGCGGACACUGGUCUCCCUGCGGAGGGUUCCCUGCGUCACUCGCGAGAGGGUCAUGGUCAACUGGCGCGACUGAAGAAGGGUCUGAUGGACGAUCCUGA